AUGGCGUGUUCGGUGUGCUCAGACCCAGCAGCAGUCGGCUCCUCGCACCAACAUGGGCUGCAGGGUUAUUGGAGACCUUCAGCCCUGAGGACCAGGAACCAGCGGGACCAGGCUGAGCUCCAGGCUCCGGCCAUGCCACCGGCCGCGGAGCACGUGCCUUGGCGCUGGCUGGCAGCAGGGAGGGCAUCACGGAGGCUGGUGCUACUGGUGGUGUUUGUGGCGCUGCUGCUGGACAACAUGCUGCUGACGGUCGUGGUACCGAUCGUCCCCACCUUCCUUUAUGCAACAGAAUAUGAAGGCACCAACAGCUCUGCUGCUCCAGCUCAGACUGAAACGGCUCCUCCAGCCCUGAAAGCUCCUCCUUUCUCCUCUAUGUUCUCCUAUUUUGAUAACACCACGGUGACUGUCUUGAUCUCCACCAGUGCUGUGGAGCUGGUGAAUGGGACGGAGAGCAGCAUCCCACUGCAGCCCCCUGCAAGCAUCCCACCAUCACCGAGCAGCUGCCCAGGCGGUGAGGAGUUCCUCACCAAGGAAAACACCCGUGUGGGGCUGCUGUUUGCCUCCAAGGCUCUGGUACAGCUGAUGGUCAACCCGGCCGUGGGUCUCCUGACCAACAGGAUAGGAUACCACAUCCCCAUGUUCAUUGGAUUCGUCAUCAUGUUCCUCUCUACCAUCAUGUUUGCCUUCUCAGGCACCUACACCCUGCUGCUCAUCGCCAGAGCCCUCCAAGGCAUUGGGUCAUCGUUCUCAUCAGUCGCAGGCUUGGGCAUGCUGGCCAGCGUGUACACGGACGACUUCGAGAGGGGCAACGCAAUGGGCAUCGCUCUUGGAGGCUUGGCCUUGGGUGUGCUGAUCGGGGCCCCCUUUGGGAGUGUGAUGUAUGAAUUCGUGGGGAAAUCGUCUCCCUUCCUGGUCCUGGCAUUCCUCGCCCUGUUGGAUGGAGCUUUGCAGCUCUGCACACUGCAGCCCUCCAAGGUCUCCCCUGAGAGCACCAAAGGCACACCAGUGCUCACCCUGCUGCGAGACCCCUACAUCCUGGUUGCUGCAGGAGCCCUCUGCUUCUCCAACAUGGGGGUGGCCAUGCUGGAGCCCACCUUGCCCAUCUGGAUGAUGCAAACCAUGUGCUCUCCAAAGUGGCAGCUAGGGAUGGCAUUCCUCCCUGCCAGCAUAUCCUACCUCAUCGGCACCAACCUCUUUGGGAUUCUGGCUAACAAAAUAGGCCGGUGGCUGUGCUCCCUGAUCGGCAUGGCUGUGGUGGGAAUUAGUCUCCUUUGUGUACCUCUGGCCAAAACGAUUUAUGGGCUGAUUGCCCCGAACAGCGGGCUUGGCUUUGCCAUAGGCAUGGUGGACUCCUCAAUGAUGCCCAUCAUGGGCUACCUCGUGGACCUUCGCCACACCUCCGUCUACGGCAACGUCUAUGCCAUAGCUGAUGUCGCCUUCUGCAUGGGCUUUGCCAUUGGCCCAUCCACAGGCGGUGCGAUCGCACGAGCUAUCGGCUUCCCCUGGCUGAUGGUCAUCAUCGGUGUUAUCAACAUUGCCUAUGCUCCUCUGUGCUGGUACCUGCGCAACCCUCCUGCUAAAGAGGAGAAGAUUGCAAUCUUAAGCCAGGAAUGCCCCAUGCAAACCAAAAGCUACACGGCCCAGAAAACCCUGCGUGAUUUCCCUCUCACAGACGACAGCGAUGUGGAGGCAGAACAUGCGGAAUAGCACAUGCAAGGAUGUGUGCCCUGUUUUGAAGCUAAUAUUAUGUUUACAAAAAAUGGAUGUAUCUGCACCCAGGAAUAACCCAGGCUCCCCCAAGGCUUGUGGACACAGCCUAUGUCACUGACCUGUUCCCUUGGCCAAGCAAACCAUAGCAGGGAGCAGAGACCUGGGAUUUGGAGGCUCUAUUUGAUUCGUUAAGCUACUCAAUUGCUCCGUGACUUCUAGGCAAGUAACCCAAACUCAACACAUCUCAUCUGUACA
Messenger RNA from Strigops habroptila (Kakapo), 1965 nucleotides. It is a transcript of the gene SLC18A1, whose product is annotated as solute carrier family 18 member A1. The record is from RefSeq and is a predicted model, not a curated record. Gene Ontology annotation, molecular function: serotonin:sodium:chloride symporter activity; xenobiotic transmembrane transporter activity. Gene Ontology annotation, biological process: aminergic neurotransmitter loading into synaptic vesicle; xenobiotic transport; transmembrane transport. The transcript is spliced from 17 exons. The coding region runs from base 1 to 1707 and encodes 568 amino acids. Gene Ontology annotation, cellular component: synaptic vesicle membrane; terminal bouton. NCBI's taxonomy places the organism in Eukaryota, Metazoa, Chordata, Aves, Psittaciformes, Psittacidae.